Molecule: messenger RNA, 1413 nt
Organism: Exserohilum turcica Et28A
Lineage: Eukaryota; Fungi; Ascomycota; Dothideomycetes; Pleosporales; Pleosporaceae
Exons: 4
Coding region: 1-1413 (470 amino acids)
Biological process (GO): transmembrane transport
Cellular component (GO): membrane
Molecular function (GO): transmembrane transporter activity
Source: RefSeq, a predicted model, not a curated record
AUGCCAUCGACACGCCAAUCUCUUGAGCCUGCUGACAGCAAGGAUAUGCACUCAACCAAGCAAAUCGAGGUCCCCAAUGACUUCUCCUGGACCCCUGAGGAGGAGAAGAACUUGGUGAGGAAGAUCGAUACCUUUCUGCUUCCAACAAUGUGGCUCAUGUAUCUGUUGUCAUACAUGGAUCGUACAAACAUUGGCAACGCAAAAAUUGCAGGCAUGGGCGAUGACCUUGGCCUCAGUUCCGGCCAAUACUCCAUCGCUCUCGUCGUCUUCUUCAUUACAUACGUCAUCUUCGAGCCACCCUCGAACAUGCUCCUAGUCCGACUCAAGCCCUCCGUAUAUCUUCCCGCCAUCAUGGCAGUAUGGGGUGCCUUGACAUGCUGCAUGGGUGCUAUCAACGACUUUGAGCAUCUGGUUAUACUUCGCGUUUUUGUUGGCGUUUUCGAAUCUAGUUUCGCCCCGGGUAUUAUUCUCAUCAUCUCUUCGUGGUACAAGAAGGAUGAACAGUCCAAGCGUUUUGGUAUAUACAUAUCGGCAGCCAUUCUUAGUGGCGCCUUUGGUGGCCUCCUCGCUGGUGCCAUCACAGGGGGCAUGGAGGGCACUGGCGGUCUUCGCGGCUGGCGUUGGCUGUUCAUCAUCGAGGGAGGUGCGACUAUGGUCUGGGCUGGGUUCGCGUAUUUCCUGCUUUUGGAUUUUCCAGCCAACACCAAGUGCCUGACUGAUCGCGAACGAUUUAUUGCUACUGCACGCCUCCGUGAAGGCGGUGUUCAGACGCACGUUAAAGGCAACACGAGAAUCGGAAAGUUGGCGUCAUUCCGUCUUGCUAUUAUGGACUGGCGCACUGUCGCAUUCAUCCUCGGUUACAUGGUCAUUGUCGGCUCUUCCACACUCUCCUACUUCUACCCCACCCUCGUCAAUGGCCUUGGCUACACAGAUACUGUCACAGCCCAAUACAUGACUGUGCCUAUCUACGCCGUCGCCUUUGUCUGUACAGCCGUCACCACUUAUUUCGCCGACUCCAUCUCGAAUCACCGCGGCCUCGUCAUCUCCGGCUGGCUCACCUUUUCCCUCAUAACCUCCAUCCUGGUCUGCGUCAUCUACAACUUCACCGCACGCUAUGUUCUCCUCGUGCUCAUGGCCGCCGGCCUCUGGGCCUCCAACGCCACGUCCCUCUCUUAUGCCAGCGCAACUUUCGGCUCCAUGCAGCCUGAAGUCCGAGCCAUUGCCAUUGCUCUUGUCAAUGCACUUGGUAAUCUCGCCCAAAUUUAUGGUGCAUACCUCUUUCCUGCCGACGACAAGCCAAAGUAUCUAAUGGGCUUUGGCGUCAUCUCCGGCAUGCUGGGGUUUGGCGUUGUUGUAUAUAUUUUCCUGCAUGUUACUUUAAGGCGCAAGGACGGGUUGUCCGCUUUCUUCUAA